This is a messenger RNA of Eurytemora carolleeae, 1168 nucleotides long. Its product is annotated as zinc metalloproteinase nas-13. The transcript is spliced from 10 exons. Gene Ontology annotation, biological process: proteolysis. Gene Ontology annotation, molecular function: zinc ion binding; metalloendopeptidase activity. NCBI's taxonomy places the organism in Eukaryota, Metazoa, Arthropoda, Copepoda, Calanoida, Temoridae. The record is from RefSeq and is a predicted model, not a curated record. Bases 35 to 769 code for a protein of 244 amino acids.
CUAGGAUAGAAACAAUGUUUGAUUGUUCUCUAGAAUGAGAGCUGAGUUUGUGAAAUAUAUAUUUUGCUUCAUUUUUAUAGAAACCCAGAUUACUUUUUCUUUCUUUAUGCCUACUCCGGAUCAAUUGGCUAAAAACAAGUUUUUCACUGAUACAGCACAGAACGCUGACCAGCAAAGCUCUAAUGUUAAGCCAGAGUUAAUAGAAGGAGAUAUUCAACCUUCACGUAAGGAUGUAAACCGUCGUGUGAAUCUGGAGAACUUGACUUAUGUUGAGGCUAGAUCUGGAACUGUAGCAGAUAGAUGGGAUGCUCAUUGGAUACCUUACCAAAUAAACUACGACGGGAUUGAAGAUGGGUAUCGUUUGUAUGUGAAACUCAAACUGAACUACGUCAUCAAAGUAGAAUACAAGAACAAAGUUGGUGACUGCAUCCAUUUCUGUGAGCGCCGGGUUGAUUGUCCCAGAGGUGUCUGGACUGGAAAUUAUAUAAAAAUAGGGUUUACUGAGUCAGGUUGCUGGUCUGUAGUUGGUAGAGAAGGUGGAGGUCAACCAUUGAACUUAGCCUUUCCUGGUUGCAUGUCGAAGGGAACUAUCACUCAUGAGCUAAUGCAUGCUAUAGGAUUUUUCCACGAGCAGUCAAGUUGGAGGUCGUCUUUGGAGUCUCAUUCUAUGCCGGACCGGGAUGGUUUUGUGAAGAUUGUCAGAACUAAUAUAGAGACAGGACAAGUAAAUAUAAAAAAUCAAUUACAAAAAUUAAUUGCUUGUGAUUAGCUAUAGUUCCCGGUGUCACGUGAUAAAGUCUUCAGGCGUGAAAUAAUGUCCAGGUACUGUGUUUAGGUCUUAAACAUUAAAUUAAAAAUUAUCUAAUUAUAUUGAACAGAUUAAUUUACAUUUUAGCGACUUAUUUUUACAUAACUUUUGAAUAUGAAAGGUCAGAAGUUAAUUUACUAAUGUUUUGAAAAGAAGACGACAUUCGAGACGAAAUAUUGUUUUUUACAUAUUUUCUAGUAUUGCUACAUUUAAAAACUAAUUUAACUAGAUGUUUACGUUCAGCAGAUCUUUAUCAAUGCAUCCAUAAUUUGAUAUUGUGGAAAAAGUGUCCAAAUCAUCAAGAAGUGCCCCUCUACCCGAGCAUUAUUUCACGCCCGGACACUUUUUCAACGUCACACC